Messenger RNA from Carica papaya (papaya), 1300 nucleotides. RefSeq names its product GPI-anchored protein. Lineage: Eukaryota; Viridiplantae; Streptophyta; Magnoliopsida; Brassicales; Caricaceae. The record is from RefSeq and is a predicted model, not a curated record.
CACCUUCCCCCACCAUUACUCCUUUUCUUCCUUUUCUCUUCUUUAUCUUCACCAGCACCCACCAUCAUCCCCUACCUCCUUCUCAUCACAGACGAAACCUAUUGACACCAAAAACCCUUCUCACCAAUGGUUGCCAACCCGCCAUUCUUUCUUUUCUUCUUCUUCUUCUUCUCGGGUCUUUUACCUGCAUUCUUUACUAUUCCCAACCCGGACCCGGCGGCAAUACAGCCAUUUUUGAUAAACUCAGCUCCACCUGCAACCAUUCCUGCAUUCCCAGAACAAUCCAAUGUCGUCGGUUGUCCACUAGACCUCCCCGAGCAACUAUUCCACGGUGUAAAGUCCGCUUGCGGUGUCCCCAAAGGUGGUGACCCCACCGGCGAGCUCCACCGCAUCCGUUGCUGCCCGGUCUUAGCGGCUUGGCUUUAUUCUGCCUACUCAGCCACCGCGCUGGGUAGGACCGGCGGCAGAGUGGUUCCGGUGGUGGCGGGUCGUACGCCGUCGUAUGAUAUGCCGCUUUUGCCGGAUGAUUCGGAGACUUGCGUGGAUGAUUUGGGGAAAGCUCUGAGACAGAGAGGGAUAGAGUUGGUUAAGCCUAAUGAGACCUGUGAUGUGGUGUACUGUUAUUGUGGGAUUAGAUUGCACCCAUUGACCUGUCCUGAUGCUUUUUCAGUCAAUGAAGAUGGGAAGCUUGAAGGGGAUGAUAGUGUGAAGAGAUUAGAGAGAAAUUGUCUCAGUAGCAGCACCAAUGUGAAUGGGUUCCCUGGUCUUGGUGGGUGCUCCAAGUGCUUGAACAGUCUCUAUCUGCUUAACAAAAAGAAAGCUUCGAAUUCAAGCAAAAAAACAGAGGACAGAGCCACCAAAAUGCACAACAAAGAUUGUCAACUAAUGGGUCUCACAUGGCUCCUAGCCAAGAACAGGACUGCAUAUAUUCACACUGUUUCGUCAGUGUUACGAGCUAUUAUGAUGAGCAAGGAUGGUUCUCAUCUGCAAUCCUGUGCUCUCAGCAGCGAUGGAAUGCCACUCGCUGUUGAUUCUUCCGAAAUCUCCGAUCAAUCAUUCUCAAUCACUCUUCGUUCACCUAGUGUUUUCUUAGUUUUCUUGCUACUGCUUGUUACACAUGCAUCAUGUUUGCUUUAUCUGAACACUUUUAGCUAGAGUUCCACUGGCCUCAUAUUUAGUAGAAGAAUCUUAACCGUACCAGUGUUUGUACUCUGCCUAUGUCUUUGUAUUAUGACAUCCCAAGUGAUUUUUUUAUAUGCAUCUCCCUAAAAUUCUUACUGUCAUGUUAGGGCAAGUUAAA